UCAAGUGUGAACAACUAAGUGAGCUACUUUCAAACUGAGAUCACCGUUUGGGAGCCAAAACACUUUUGUUUUGUUAAUAGCUGAUUUUUGGGUGACCUUAAAAUGACAACUUCCGUCACGCGCACCAUCCCCAAGGAGAAGGAGACGAAAAUUAUCAAACGGGAGCGAGAAUAUGACUACUUGUAUGAACCAGUUUACAUUGUGUCAUCAGAGGUCGACCAUGCCAGAUCCAGUUUUAAGAGUUUUAAGCAACGAGUUAAAAAAUUACCAGAGUUUGAUACCAUCUUCAGCAACGAGAGGGUCACUUUCCGACUGGAACCGACCGGUGACCCGUUGCCGGCAUCUGUCGACCGUCGCUGGCGUGGCCACACAGAACAACGCCAGCAGGCCCUCCAGCAACUGGCAGGGGUGAUCCCAAACGUUCAGCCCUUGAUGAAAAGGGAGGUGUGCCAGUUGACUGGAGCUGAUCGCUGGAAAUACUUUAAAAGGCCUCUUCCAUAUGUGCAACAGAUUCCCUUGGAUAUGAAUCGUGAUCAAGAAGAGUUUGAAGCUAGAGGUAGAUUUCAUACUGAGGAGCUCCCCACCCACUUCACAGUGGCGGUCCAGACAGACUACAGGGAGAAUGAAGCACAGACGGACCCCUACACCCCUGAGUAUUUGAUACGGUCUGGCACCUCCCCUUCAGAGCUGCUGACGUUGGCGUCUUUCACCUGGGAGCGGGGUCUGCCGGCAAGUAUAGAAGAAGUGGAAAUGAUCGAGCGAGCGCGUUCUAGGCGGGUCUAUGAGGCGGCUCUUCCCGCGCUUCAGGACUUCGAUCAGCUGCGUAAAAGGAGGCGUAUGAUGGAGGAAAUGGAAGCCAGAGAGUGGGCUUUUAGAGAAGGGAAAAUCCAGAAGUUGCAGGACGCUCGUCUGUUUGUGCUGGGGGAGAUGUUGCAGCAGAGGGCCACCGCCCAGGUGGCCUUCACCACACAGAGACUCAACAACAUCUACUCUAAACUCCUCAAAGAGAAGGAGACCAAGCUUCACAAAGUCGACAAGGCCCACACGAGAUCGAUGCGGAAGCUGGAGGCCAAGAGGAGGAACAUGGAGGAGGUUAUCAAGGAGCUUGGCACCUGUAAAGACUACAACGUUCACACGUCUUUGACCAGUGCAUCGCGAGCCUGCGGGGACAACGUCAAGAAAACCCUAAGUUAUGACUUCAAACCGCUGGAGACUUAUGGAGGCUUGUUAAAUCAAGUGCACAGACCCCUUGACCUUCUCCUCAAGCAGCAAAAAAUGUACACUAAAACCAAAGUCAACACGAGCAAGGUUGUAAUCAAGCCCCCUGAGAGCAGAAGAAGCUUGCUGUUGCACAAGUACAAGGACCUGAAGGACGAGCUUGCUAAAUUUCUCGUCAAGAAGGAAAAACCUGCCCCUCGUCCUGUCACUCCCACCGUGGAGGAGCCCCCAGAGGGCGAGGAGGAGAAGGAGCUAGCAGUCAUCCAGCUGCAGAAACUACUGAGAGGAAGAAGCAUCCAAACUGAGAUAUUUAACAGCAAAGAGAACCACCUGGACCUCAUCAAGGAACUGAGGACCACCCACGCCCUGAGAGCGAAGGAACAACGGCUGCAGGAGGCCGACAAAGAACAUGUCAUGGCCCUCAAAGAGAAGAGAGACACACUGCAACUCGAGAGGUCACGUGAGGAAGCUAUUCAUGCCGCAGCUGUGGGCGGCGAGCUGGAGUACGUCUUCGACACCUUGUCCAAGGAGCUGAUUCGUCUCCAGGAGGAGCGCCGCAUCCACGCAUUCACCCUGUUGGCCGAGAGGGAGCGUCUGCGCAGGGAGGCAGAGGAGAGUGGGAGGAGGCAGGUCGAGGAGCGCCAACGCAAGGAGGACGAUGAGAUCUUCAAACAAGUGGUGCAGGUCCACCAGGAAACAGUGGACUUGUACUUUGAGGACGUCAUCUUGGAGACCAUGGAGAUAACAGCAGACCAGCAGGCUCGAGAGGAGAUCCGCAGGGUGGCCAAGGAGGUCAACGAUAUCGCUUACGCCAUCGAGGAGAGCCGCAACAACCUUCAGUCAGAGGAGAUCGUGUCAGAAUUGGUGUACAACUUCCUUAUCCCAGAAGUGGAGAAGAUCAACGUCAGGCAGAGAGUGCACGAGAGGCAGCGCAGACACCUGUUGGCGGUCCGCAGCAUCGUGGAGGGGAUGCCGGAGCCGCAGAUCCAGUCGAGCACUAUGGGGACACCGCAGGUGAUCCGCCCCUCUGAAGUGGCGGCCCAGAAAGCCCUGGACCAGAUGCUCAACCUGGAUCAGAGCGAGGACAUGUCCAAAUAGCGUAUACCUUAAACUCUAAUCCCUCUCUAUGGCCGGCGGUUAUUAGCUUCUUGCAGUUCCUACUCUUCUCAUGACGAAACCGGGGUUUUACACCGUCCCCCCAUUUGCGCACCAAUGCGUGUUAUACGUCAUCGGAGAGCUUAUUUAGCAGAGAUUUGAUCGACAUACACUCCUGAUCAAAAUUUUAAGACCAGUUGAAAAUGAGUUCAAAAAAGGACUCAGUAAUGAGUAGCUGCACCAUUCUUGAUAAUCACCUGAAAAAUAUAUUUGGGCAUUCUUGAUGCCAGUGUUUCCAGGAGGCUAGUGGGAAUGUUGCUCCAGGUGGUGAAGAUGUCUUCAUGGAGGACAUCCACUGUCUGGACUGAUGUCCAUUUUUGUAAAACUUGCCUUGCCAUCCAUCCCCAAAUGUUGUCAAUUGGAUUUCGUUUACGAAAACACGCAGGAUGGCCCUAAAGAGUGACGUUCUUCCUCUGGAAGAAGUCCUUUGUCAGGCGGGCGUUGUGAACUGCAGUGUUGUCCUGUUGAAAAAGCCAGUCUUUACCACACAGACGAGGGCCUUCAGUCAUGAGGGAUGCCCCCUGCAACAUCUCCACAUACCCAUGUGCCGUUUGACGCCCCUGCACAACCUGAAGCUCCAUUGUUCCAUUGAACAAAAAAGCACCCCAGAUCAUGAUGGUGCUCCCUCCACUGUGCCGUGUGGAAAACAUCUUGGGUGGGAUCUCCUUGUCAUGCCAGUAACGUUGGAACCCAUCAGGACUGUCAAGGUUACAGUUUUUCUCAUCAGGGAAUAAAACUUUCUUUCACCUUUCAAUGUCCCGUGUUUGGUGCUCUCGCGCAAAUUCCAAACGAGCUGUUUUGUGGCGUUGAAGAAGACGUUUUUAUGCUUCAUAUCCUUCUCUCGCAGUUCAUGUAUUACGUCCAGUUAGCAUUUGCUAGCAAACAUUGCAGAUAUACGAGAAAUGAAAAUGAUUAUGCAAAAGAUAAUGCAGCUGAAAUCAAGGCAACAUAUUUCAAGGUUUCAGCAAUGGGCACAUUUUCCACUUAAUCAUCAAAUAAUAUUUAAUAGGCAAAAGUGUAAAAAAAACACAUUUCCAUAGCAGAGUUCAGGAACGUGAAGCAAAGCCAUCAAAUUCACUUUUUUCUCCAUAACUAGCCGCUACAAAUGAACGGAUAACUUUUGUUACGAUAUAGGCAUCUUACCGCUGAGUUAGUUUAUCCGUAAGCAGAAGAAUAAUGAUGAAAGUUGCAUCUCUUGUGUGGAGCUUCUGUUCACCCCUUAAUCUUUGCUGCUGGGGAGCACAAGCGAAUCAGGAGGGGCGCUUAAUGUCAGCUGACUGAUGUCAUAUGACUUCUACAACGAAAUGGGCUUCCAGGCUGUGCUAUAAAUUGAUGAACAACCAUGUCACUUUCAUUGUUUGCAAUAAACUGCUUACUCGAAACAUUUUUGUGUCAACCCCAUUUCUUUUUUUUGCAUUUAGAAGCUCUACGGAGAACCUCCUUAAGAUCCAACAGUGCAAAAUGUAAGUUCUUGCAAUUUCUCAACUGGUCUUAACAUUUUGAUCAGUGGUAUCCGCCAUUCCAGGAUACAACUGUAACUGCAGGAUCCAUGAACACAACUGUUAGACUAGUCGCGAACAAAAACAUGACUGAAACUCACCUUCGAAGCCUCACAGUAUUCCAGAUGCAUAACAACAAAUAAGUUGCUGUUAUGUUGGCAUUGAUAAUGAUCCAGUGAACAACAGACUUACAGCCAUCAAGACACUAUCGUAAAUUUGGUUAGCAUGGACGCAUUAGCCACUUAACGCGACCUGAUGGUCUUUGAACUGUGAACUUUUGAUUGGCACUCCACUCGAACCAAUAAAAAAACUUCAACCCACCUGCUGUGGCACAAUGGCCAAUGACAUUCUGUGCA
Molecule: messenger RNA, 4228 nt
Organism: Dunckerocampus dactyliophorus (ringed pipefish)
Lineage: Eukaryota; Metazoa; Chordata; Actinopteri; Syngnathiformes; Syngnathidae
Gene: cfap91
Product: cilia and flagella associated protein 91
Exons: 17
Coding region: 103-2316 (737 amino acids)
Source: RefSeq, a predicted model, not a curated record